AAAUCAAUGAAAGGUAGCUUCCAUUGUGAAAUCUGAAUUUCUGUUCUCCUGUCUCUUUUCAUGAUAUUGAACUGAGUUUCAGAUGUAGAUGGAGGGGUUGGUAGCUGUACUGAUUGUUGUUCAUAUGUUUCUCAAUGCAUGAAGUGUACCAGUGACCAACAGAUCAUUCUUGGAACUUCAUCACAAAAGGCAGAGUUCUAUGCAUGGAAAAAGAUGUAAAUGCCAAAACUUACAUACUGUUUAAAUUCUUUUGCAAAUGGGGAAAUAUGAAAUAAUUUCAAGGAGAUGUUUAGCCUUUCAGUUUCCUGUAUGCACCAAGUACUGCUACUGAAUAUAGUGCUGAUAUUUCAUUUUAGGAAAUAAUCUUCCAUAAAUAUGCUUGUUAAAAGUAGGCUAGGUGAGUUCAAGUGGGACUUCAAAGAAUGGAGGUAGGAUGUGGAAGAUCUGGUGACACAACAGGAUGAUGGAACUGAGAUAUUUUUAAAUGGGAAGAUGUAAUUAAUGCACGUCUUUACUGCUAUCUUUUAAUUAGGAUUCAUAUUUAAUCACCAUUUAAUGAGCAGUACCAUAUGCUAGCAAGUCCUUGCUAUGCUAUUCAGUGUGUACUCUCAAAAGCUUCGGUUACUUUUGUAGGUUUACUAAUUUUUCUCACGGCCAGUGUAACAAUUUCCUGAUUCCAGAAGAGUGAUAAGUGGAGAAGGAAAUUGCUGCAAAAUUAUCACAGCUUCGAUACAACUUUCAUUUUGUAAGUCACAUGACAACACAGGCCAUAGUACAUCCAGUACUUUUCCCGAAACUUCCAGGACAAUUACUUUCAUUUUUCAGAGUUGUCUCAGCAGUCUUCCAGCCCACCUUCCCAAAUCAAAAUCUUAAUGUGAAAUGAGUUCAGACUUCUGGAAACUCCUUUUUGACAUUUCUGAGGCUUUGGUCACAGAAGAACUGGCAGCUCUAAAGUUUCUCAGCUUGGAGCAUGUCCCUGUGAGGAAGCAGGAAGAUACUAAGGAGCCUAAAGCUUUCUUUGAAGUGCUGAAGGAGAAAGGGAUGAUUGAGGUGGGGGACCUGUUCUUCUUGAAGGAGCUGCUCUACCGCAUCAAUCGGAUGGACCUUCUGGCUUCCCACCUGGGCUCCAGCCGAGAGGAGAUGGAGAGGGAGCUCCAGGUCCCAGGGAAGGCAAAGGUGUCAGCCUAUAGACAACUGCUAUAUGGAAUUGCUGAGAACUUAACUCCAGAAGAUGUCAAGAGUGUAAAAUUCCUGCUGCAAGAAAAAUUACCAAAGAACAAGCUCCGGGAUAAUGCUUCAAUGUUGAAGGUGUUAGUGGAAAUGGAAAGAAAUGGGAUAAUUAAGGAAGAUGACCUAACAAUGUUGAAGAGUAUAUUAAAGGCAUUUAGACCUGACUUAAAGAACAAAAUUGAUAACUAUGAAGAAAGAACAAAAGAAAAUGAUUCUAACGAAAAUCUGAGCUUUCCAGUGUGUGUGUCUACACGUCCACCAGGACAAGGAGCGGAGGGUGGGCAUGUGGAAUCAUAUAAGAUGGAAAAUAACCCCCAUGGUUACUGCGUGAUUCUGAACAACUAUCGUUUCAAAAAUCCAGAUGAAACCAGAGAAGGAACAGUGGAAGAUGGAAGAGCUCUGAAGAGAGUAUUUAAGUGGCUUCAGUUUGACACAGUUGAGUACAUGGAUCUAGAAGCAAAGCAAAUCUUUGCAAAAGUUAAAGAAUACAGCAAGAAAGAUCACAGCAACAUGGACUGUUUUGUUUGCUUCAUUCUUUCACAUGGUGAGAAGAACAAAAUAAAAGGCGUUGAUCAUGAACUUGUAGAUAUUAAAGAUUUACUCUCCUGCUUCAGUGGAUCUAAUUGUCCUUCUCUUGCUGGCAAGCCCAAGCUGUUUUUCAUACAGGCCUGCCAGGGCUACGUAGGUCAUCCAGCUGUUGCAGUAAAGGAAGACUGUUCUGGUCAUCUUGAGACGGAUGCUAUCCCUCUGCUUUCUAUUCCUGACCAGGCUGAUGUUCUGGUUGGCAUGGCUACUGUGGAAGAUUUUGAAUGCUACCGUUGUAUAGAGACGGGCAGUGUUUACAUUCAAUGCCUCUGUGACAAGAUGGAGUUACUUUGCCCACUUCGCAAGGAUCUCAUAACCAUCCUGACAGAAGUGAACAAGGAAGUGGGAAGACUAAUAUUAAAUGGGUGGAAACAGAUGCCAAAGAUAACAUCAACCCUACGGAAACAAUUUAUCUUCCAAAUUCCACAAUGCCAGUCAAUUGAAAAGCAGGAAAAAUAAGAAUGUCCUCGAUUAGGAAUUGCUUCUGGAAUGGACUUCCACAGGGAAUUUAAGAGAAAUUGCAAGAGAAAUGGUCUGGGUCUGUGUAGUUCUUUGCUGUCCUGCAAGGAGCCAUCUGACCUAAAUUUUUCAAAUGCCAUGUGUGAUGAGUGUGCCCAAACUUAAAUCAGUAGGCAAUGGAGGAGUAAAGAGUUGCUUUCCUGUCGUGCAGAAGCACUGAAAUCUGUUCAGUCCUGGUCUUAAGUGAGGAAGCACCUCCAAGCAGUAUGAUUUUUAAGUAUUAUAUGUUAAUGGAAUUAUAAUUUCUGUCUGUUAGGAGAGUAAGUCCUUGAAAUCUGAAGGAAAGAACAAGAAGAUUCAGAGCACCAGAUCCCUUCCCAGAGAACCUGUGUAAGGUUAUAACUGAUUUACACUGAAGUGAGUGACUGAGUAUCUCUGGAAGCUAUGUAGUUUUUCACAGAAAAUAAUAUCUCCAUCCAGAAGGGCAAAAGAAAAAUGAUUGUUAUAUAUCUGGUUCUUUUCCUUCGCAUUUCUUUGUUUGUUUGUUUGUUUGCCUUAUGUAUUGAUUUGCAUGGUUGGGCAGCAUUGCUGGUUAGAAUUUUUAAUAAUAAGUUCCAAUUGUGCUCUUCCUCAGAAUGCUUGGGAAGCAUUAUCUUUUGAAAGGCUGUUGACCACUGCAAGUAAGGUUCCAUUCCAUGAGACACAAUUCUGAGAUACUGUCGCCUCCUGGCUGUAGGUUCUAGGGGCUCCUAAUCUCUGUUGUAAUAAACACUGUUUGUUGUCACAUCA
Molecule: messenger RNA, 3063 nt
Organism: Tympanuchus pallidicinctus (lesser prairie-chicken)
Lineage: Eukaryota; Metazoa; Chordata; Aves; Galliformes; Phasianidae
Product: caspase-8-like
Exons: 8
Coding region: 880-2274 (464 amino acids)
Biological process (GO): proteolysis; negative regulation of extrinsic apoptotic signaling pathway via death domain receptors; apoptotic process
Molecular function (GO): cysteine-type endopeptidase activity; protein binding
Source: RefSeq, a predicted model, not a curated record